GUGGCUGACUGGUGUUGACUGGAGCCAUGCAAACGACACAAGCGGCAUCGUAACCCCCCGCACGUGCAUUUGUUGACCGUGCAAUCGUUGACCGAUACAUACAAUGUAUAUCACCUGAGACCUACAUCUGUAUGUCCGCGUGUCUUUACAAAAUAUAGGAAGCUACCAGUGCAUCAAGGAAGGCAGUGUAGUUCUGAUAUCCCAGAACGUGUUUUUACAGUGUGACUAUGGUUCUAGAUAACACCAGUCUUCAUACUAACUGCAGCGAGACACAUACUGAGGGUAUCAAUGUUACCUUGAGAAAUUGUUCGUCUUCAAAUAUAACCGAUUGUUUUGGCGCUUGUAGUAACUCCACCUCCAGUGUUUUGUAUGACGUCAUAGACUUUGAUGCGUUUGCGUACAUCUUCGUGGUGCUUUCAUUCUAUGCUGUAAGUAUGGUGCUGCUUAUGAUCAAAUACAUCAGGAGAGAGGAAGAGGAAGUGUGCCUUGACUAUUACUACACGGAAUUCGUAAAGAGGGAAAAAUUUCAAAACCCUAUAUAUAAAAACAAAGUUGCGCUUCAAAACGCGACAACCUCUGGUCUUAUCGAUAAAGCGCUUCAACUGCUGCACGGAGGGGCCGGGGCCCAGCUGGGGCUAUAUCAGUGUGUCUCCGAGGACAAGAGUGAGGGAAGGUCUCAGUCUCCGGAUCAAACAUCACACCUUCAUAGCUCUGUAUCAUGUGACCUACCUGUAGAUAUCGACUCAGGUCCGAGUUCAGAGGUCCGAGUUAAUAGUUCAGAAGAUGAUGACGACAUUUUGUGUGAACCUUGUCCAGGCGACAAUCUGUUAGAAACAAUCGUAUGACGUAAAACACUUUAUUUCUACCACCCACAAUACUAAGUUACAUGUGGAGUACUGUAAAAUAGAACCUUUUCGGGUGCAGAAAUGUUCGCGGUGUGACUCUAUAAAUAGAUCGUGGUGUGGCAAUUCUCACGUAGACAGUGUUUAUAAAAAUUAUAUAUUCUAUGGAUCAAUAAUCUAUAUAUCUAUAUAAUUUAU
Mizuhopecten yessoensis (Yesso scallop) is the source of this 1040-nucleotide messenger RNA. RefSeq lists its product as uncharacterized. The transcript is spliced from 2 exons. The record is from RefSeq and is a predicted model, not a curated record. Lineage: Eukaryota; Metazoa; Mollusca; Bivalvia; Pectinida; Pectinidae. Bases 228 to 845 code for a protein of 205 amino acids.